UCUAUAUUCUUGCACCAUGGCCGAUGAGCUAUAUACAUUGAGUCUCAUAAUCCCAUUCCCAAAAUCCGUUCAGUUCAUAGCGCUGACUAUAGUGACUGCUGAGUGCGGCGCAUCAGUUGCUCGAGUUGAGAGACGCAUUGGCCGACCCAAAGUAUGGGUAUGUGAAGAAUAUGCCAAGCAGGACUACCUAAUUAGCAGCAGCUCUAGAGUGACGUUUUCAUCAAGGCCUUCAACUAUUAAAAUAGUCCAGUCGUCUGCAUUCAAGCAACUUCAACCAAGAGAGAGGAGAGCAUUUUUGGCUUGGGCACGCGAUAGUCAGUUGCACUUGACGCCACACCGAGGCCGUGAGAAUGGGCGAAGAUUUCAACGGAGACCGAGAACGACAGGAUCGCGACAGAGACAGGGAUCGUGAAAAGGAUAGAGAACGUGAGAGGGACAGAGGUGACAGGCCAGAUAGGGUAGACAGAGAACGUGAAAGAGACCGUGAUAAGGAAAGAAGACACAGAUCACGCAGCAGAGAACGCAGGAAACGCUCCAGAUCAAGGAGUAAAGACCGACGUUCUCGGGACCGCAGGAGAAGUAACUCACCUAAAAAGAGUCGCAAUUCAAGAAGAAGAAAGCUUUCGCUUUACUGGGAUGUCCCACCACCAGGUUUUGAACACAUUACUCCUCUACAGUACAAGGCUAUGCAAGCCGCUGGUCAAAUUCCUGCAAAUAUAGUAGCCGACACACCACAAGCUGCAGUGCCAGUUGUGGGUAGCACAAUUACCAGGCAAGCCAGAAGGUUAUAUGUUGGUAACAUUCCUUUCGGUGUCACUGAGGAAGAAAUGAUGGAAUUCUUCAAUCAACAAAUGCAUCUGUCUGGACUUGCUCAGGCAGCUGGAAAUCCUGUUUUAGCUUGUCAAAUCAAUCUUGACAAAAAUUUUGCUUUCUUAGAGUUCCGGUCAAUAGACGAAACAACACAAGCCAUGGCAUUUGAUGGUAUCAAUUUCAAAGGACAGAGUUUGAAGAUCAGGAGACCACAUGAUUAUCAACCCAUGCCCGGCAUGACUGAUAAUCCUAGUAUGAAUGUACCAGAUUCACCCCACAAGAUCUUCAUUGGUGGCUUACCAAAUUACUUGAACGAAGAACAGGUAAAGGAACUACUGAUGAGCUUCGGGCAGCUGCGGGCGUUCAAUCUUGUCAAGGACUCAGCCACAGGUUUAUCAAAGGGCUACGCGUUCUGCGAGUAUGUUGAUGUGUCGAUGACUGACCAGGCGAUCGCCGGUCUCAACGGUAUGCAACUCGGUGAUAAGAAACUCAUAGUCCAACGUGCCAGUGUUGGUGCGAAGAACCCAAUGAUUGGCGCACAGGCACCAGUGCAAAUUCAGGUACCGGGACUGUCUAUGGUUGGAACGAGCGGACCACCUACUGAGGUUCUGUGCUUGCUCAACAUGGUCACACCCGAGGAGCUUAUGGAGGAAGAAGAGUACGAGGAUAUCCUUGAAGAUAUCAAAGAAGAAUGCAAUAAGUAUGGUGUCGUUCGAUCUGUAGAAAUACCAAGGCCCAUUGAAGGCGUGGACGUACCCGGUUGUGGCAAGGUAUUUGUUGAAUUUAAUAGUGUGCUUGACUGCCAGAAAGCACAACAAACCCUGACGGGUAGGAAAUUCAACAAUCGCGUUGUUGUCACCUCAUACUUCGAUCCGGACAAGUAUCACCGAAGAGAAUUUUAAUAAUAAAAAUAAUAAUCAAUUUAUCUUGUAUUCUGUCCUCAUUGGAUUUUCAUUCACGAUGUGACAAUACUACUUGUUGUCAAGAUAGUUUUAAGAGGAAACACGGAGGAAAUAAAAAUGACGGUAAAUGUAUUUGUA
This is a messenger RNA of Nasonia vitripennis (jewel wasp), 1850 nucleotides long. RefSeq names its product splicing factor U2AF 50 kDa subunit (gene U2af50). Gene Ontology annotation, cellular component: commitment complex; U2AF complex; U2-type prespliceosome. Gene Ontology annotation, molecular function: pre-mRNA 3'-splice site binding; poly-pyrimidine tract binding. Lineage: Eukaryota; Metazoa; Arthropoda; Insecta; Hymenoptera; Pteromalidae. The transcript is spliced from 8 exons. Bases 351 to 1712 code for a protein of 453 amino acids. The record is from RefSeq and is a predicted model, not a curated record. Gene Ontology annotation, biological process: mRNA processing.